CAUCAUCAAAGAACAAGUAGCUAGAGAAAUGUCACUGAGACGAGUUUGUGAAAUGCAGUAUAAGAUUGCCGUCCCGCAAGAGCGAUUCUGGGAUCGUUUUGUCGACAAUGAGACUUGCUGGGCUAAUAUAAAAGUUACAGUGGAUCACCAGACGAAAACCAUGAAGCAACGGUUCGUCAAAUCUAAUUUCGUUAAAGGCUAUAAGUUGAUUGCAGCAACUACAAAAGUUAGUGACGACGAGUCCAGUGGCUUGAAUUGCAUCAUAGACAUCACUGCGGAGUACGAAAAGAGUGGCCUUGAGAUCAAAGACCUUGAAGAAGUCCAAUUCCUUGUGGGGAGUAUUAAGGAAGCGGCUUUUCUUUGCCCUGCCCGUGUUGGUGACGAUAUUCCCGUGCCAGUUCGUCUUAAAUAAUGGCACCGGCCCGUUAAAUCAAUCCAUGCCAUAAUCGAAGGAGGAUUCAUCUAGGGUCAUGUCCCAUGAAAUAAAUAAAUUGAACCCGCCCCCAAAAUAUAUAUGUGUGAGUAUUGUAUCCCAUGACUUGCUUUAUCUCUAAAUAAAGUUGUUACGUAUUAUUAUA
This is a messenger RNA of Camelina sativa (false flax), 578 nucleotides long. The record is from RefSeq and is a predicted model, not a curated record. NCBI's taxonomy places the organism in Eukaryota, Viridiplantae, Streptophyta, Magnoliopsida, Brassicales, Brassicaceae.